AUGAUUUUGUCAGGCAACGGAGCAACUUCAAACGAUGGCUUUGUAGUCGUCGAUCCACCAUACGAACAACAAGAAGAAACUCCUCAAGUAAACGAACACCUCUCGAACCAAUCGCCAUCGACUUCGACAUCUCCUACAACUGACCGACGACCACAGGCCACAGGAGGUCAUAGUCCUUCUUCGUCGUCGUCAACAUCCCUCGACGACUUCUGCCAGUCGUUUGAACAUGCCAUGACGAUUGCCCAACAUGCCGAACGCGCGAAGGCCGAGGCCCGAACUGCCAUCGACAGAGCCGAGACAGCCCGAAACCUUGCCGAACAGGCUUGGGGUCAGGCGAUGUCUGCAGCCGAAGCGGCCCAGAGUAUCGCACGAUCAGGUCUCGCAGUGGCCAAACUUUCUCUCGAUGCCUGCAACCUAAGAUCCAGGCCCAACCACCCGACCGCCUCGCUCAAGAAUGCCUUCGAUCUCUUUGCCAGUCAACGAGAGCCUAUCAUGGACUUUGAAAGGUUCCAGCAAGCGUUAAGCUACGACGAUGGCACUGCAUUUGUAACUGGCGGCGAAUUUGAGGCUGAAGAAGCAGCAGAGAGGGAGUAUCCAUGUGAUAUGUACAACUGCACUACUUGUCGCAAUCGCCAAAGGGCUCAGAGCUGGAGAUUCUUCAAAGUUUCUCCUGAAUUCGGCCCCACUCCCAAAGGCACACCACGCAAUCUGUUGUCGGAGUCUUGUCAACCUCUCCCUCCAAAGUUGAACGCGGGACCAGGACCUCCAAAGAGGAGGGACGACAAUGCUCGAAAGCCGACUGGAGUCCCGAAGUGUUUCGAGAAAUACUCGUCACCCCUAGCUCUGUUUUCGGCGACAUCUCCUCGAAUGCCGAAGACGACUCAUCGCACCGGCAACAUCACCGAGCAAGGGAAAGUUUGUGGCGUCAGCAUCCCGGCACCCAAUCAGAUCGGAGAAAAGUUCUUACAGUUAAACCCUGGACCAAUGCCUGCACGCCCAUCAACAUCUGAUGAGCUCGAGUAUCUCACCUUUUGGUCACCCAGUGACAGCCCCAAAUUGGACGAUCCUUUUCAGUCUGACGAUGGAGCAAGCAGCGACGACAGCUCUCACUCUGCGCCCGUCUUCCUGGGAGUACGGACCCGUCGAGCUGAGAGCUGUGAGGAAGGGCUUCUCAGCUCUCCUCUGAAACCCCGGCAGCUCCAGAGGCUAAGCGACAUGGAGCCUGGCCGAGAUACGGAGGAGAUCGCAAGGGCCCGGUUUCAUCUGGCUACUGCAGCCAGGAGCCAGAGCUGCUCCAGUGAACCGGGAGCCGACCAGACCAAACGACCCUGCUCUCCGCUGGUGCUCCCUGAUGUUGACAGUGGCACCAAUGUACAGAUUUUGCCGAACAACGUACAAGCAUUCCAGCCGCCCCCACUUAAAUCAACCACGCCCCCUACCAGUCGUCAUGGACACGUGACGUCAUCAACCAAUUCCUACCUUUCCGACUAAGAGGAAAUCAUAUUGUACUUGGAAUAAGAGCCACCUCAGUACUUUAGUAGAAUAAUUACGAUACCAAAGAAUAAUUAAGUUAAUUAAUUUCGGUAAAAGAGAAAAAAAACGAAAAAACAUUUAGGUGAAAACUGCAAACAUAUUUGUAAAUAUGUAAGAAUUUGAGUAAUAUUUUGUACUAUUUUUAUGACGCAUGGAAGUGACACAAGAGUCUAUUCUAAACCCUUUCAGAAGCCUUUCGAUAUUUGUCCUAUGUUUUGAGAGGCAAGGAAUUUUUAGAAAAGUGUAGAUAAUAAUAUUGCGCAUAUAUGAAUCAAAUUCAUGUCAU
Molecule: messenger RNA, 1819 nt
Organism: Strongylocentrotus purpuratus (purple sea urchin)
Lineage: Eukaryota; Metazoa; Echinodermata; Echinoidea; Camarodonta; Strongylocentrotidae
Exons: 4
Coding region: 1-1491 (496 amino acids)
Source: RefSeq, a predicted model, not a curated record